CACUCUAGAUACGCAUUCCUGCAGUCUCUCUUCCUCUGAUUCUAUCUCUCAAGUGUGUCUGACCACCAAGGUUAGAUCAAUGCUGUUCUUGCAACAGCUGAUCAGCAUGCUAGAGUCUUGCUUAAUACCUUCGAUUCAAGUGUCUUCCCCGCGUCGUUCACGGAACCAGCUCAGCAGCAUCGAGCUCGCAUCACAGCAGGUACCGUCUACAACAAUCUCAUGGCUUCGUCUGACAUGGUCUCUGUUCCUUCUGAUACACUGCGCACCAAGAGGACGAUCUAGACCACUUCAACGCCUUGCGCACGAUACACGCAUGACAAAGGUACCAGCACGACUACGACGCGUGUCAAGGGAUAGAUCCAAGCGUACUGAGAUCCAGGCUGUCGAAUCCAUUCGCAAAGCUUUGCAGAGCUAAGGAAGGCAGUCUGUCAUCUUGAACGCGACUUCACGUCGCUUGUCAGGGCGCAAGCGGACCAGAUUUCCAUGUCUAUCUCUCAGCAUGGUAUCAAGAAUAUGUAA
Molecule: messenger RNA, 519 nt
Organism: Protomyces lactucae-debilis
Lineage: Eukaryota; Fungi; Ascomycota; Taphrinomycetes; Taphrinales; Protomycetaceae
Exons: 3
Source: RefSeq, a predicted model, not a curated record